Salvelinus fontinalis (brook trout) is the source of this 6488-nucleotide messenger RNA. RefSeq names its product protein argonaute-2-like. The coding region runs from base 264 to 2930 and encodes 888 amino acids. The record is from RefSeq and is a predicted model, not a curated record. Gene Ontology annotation, biological process: regulatory ncRNA-mediated gene silencing; regulation of DNA-templated transcription. Gene Ontology annotation, cellular component: RISC complex. Lineage: Eukaryota; Metazoa; Chordata; Actinopteri; Salmoniformes; Salmonidae. The transcript is spliced from 20 exons. Gene Ontology annotation, molecular function: endoribonuclease activity, cleaving siRNA-paired mRNA; RNA binding; protein binding.
CGUGUGACAUCACACAGAUCCUUCGCUAGCCUCUCUCGGCAUAGCUCCGGUUUGUGUUGGGGGGAUGGUGCCGUGCCGAGGAUGAUAAAGCUAUCGUGGUGUUGUAAUUUACUGCUUGGCUAAAACCUUCCACUUCCUAACAGAGCCGCCCACACUGUUUUAUAUAUAUAUAGUACCCAUUUACGUAUGUAUUUUGGCGACGUUUGAGAAAAGUGGAGUACCCGUACGUACGACCACAGAGUGCACGCUGAACAAACGAUAAAAUGUAUUCCAGUGGAGCAGCUGGAGCUGCUGAGAUGCUUGAACCACCUCACUCCUCGGGGUCAAUUGGCCCUGACCCCUCUGAUCCAGAUCCCCCAUCUCCCCCAGUGCCAGAGUAUGUGUUCAAACCCCCCUCGCGGCCAGACUUUGGCACCAUGGGCAGGACAAUCAAACUGCAGGCCAACUUCUUUGAGAUGGAGAUCCCCAAACUGGAGGUCUACCACUACGACAUCGACAUCAAGCCAGAGAAAUGCCCCAGAAGGGUCAACCGUGAAAUUGUGGAGCACAUGGUACAGCACUUUAAAACGCAGAUCUUUGGGGAUCGAAAGCCAGUGUAUGACGGGAGGAAGAAUCUCUACACAGCCAUGCCCUUACCCAUAGGGAGGGAAAAAGUGGAGCUGGAAGUGACCAUCCCAGGCGAGGGGAAGGACAGGAGCUUCAAAGUGGCCAUAAAGUGGGUGUCCUGCGUCAGUUUGCAAGCUCUUCAAGAAGCCCUUUCGGGACGACUGCCAAACAUCCCCUUCGAGACCAUCCAGGCCCUGGAUGUGGUCAUGAGACAUUUGCCCUCUAUGAGGUACACCCCCGUCGGACGUUCUUUCUUCACCCCUUCAGAGGGAUGCUCUAACCCCCUUGGCGGGGGUAGGGAGGUCUGGUUUGGGUUCCACCAAUCAGUCAGGCCUUCCCUGUGGAAGAUGAUGCUAAACAUUGACGUGUCUGCCACCGCUUUCUACAAGGCUCAGCCUGUGAUUGAGUUCAUGUGUGAGGUUUUGGAUUUCAAAAGCAUUGAAGAACAACAGAAGCCCUUAACCGACUCCCAGAGAGUAAAGUUUACCAAGGAAAUCAAAGGUAAUCAUUCAUUACCAGGUCUGAAGGUUGAGAUCACUCACUGUGGUCAGAUGAAAAGGAAGUACAGAGUAUGUAAUGUUACCAGAAGACCAGCCAGCCACCAGACGUUUCCUCUGCAGCAGGAGAAUGGCCAGACCAUAGAAUGCACAGUAGCACAGUACUUCAAAGACAAGUACAAACUCAUACUACGCUACCCCCACCUCCCCUGUCUACAGGUUGGACAGGAGCAGAAACACACCUACCUCCCCCUUGAGGUAUGCAACAUAGUAGCUGGCCAGCGGUGCAUCAAGAAGUUGACAGACAAUCAGACGUCCACUAUGAUCCGUGCCACAGCCCGAUCGGCACCCGACCGCCAGGAAGAGAUCAGCAAACUGAUGAGAAGUGCCAACUUUAACAAUGAUCCUUACGUGCGUGAGUUUGGGGUGAUGGUGAGGGAUGAGAUGACCGAGGUGAAUGGCCGAGUCCUCCAGGCCCCAUCUAUCCUCUACGGAGGGCGGCAGAAUAAAGCAAUAGCAACUCCCAUCCAGGGAGUGUGGGACAUGAGGAACAAGCAGUUCCACACUGGCAUAGAGAUCAAGGUGUGGGCCAUCGCCUGCUUCGCCCCACAGAGACAGUGUACUGAACUCCUGCUCAAGGCGUUUACAGACCAGCUGCGUAAGAUUUCUCGUGACGCGGGGAUGCCCAUCCAGGGCCAACCCUGUUUCUGUAAGUACGCCCAGGGGGCGGACAGCGUGGAGCCCAUGUUCAAACAUCUCAAGUACACCUAUCAAGGCUUGCAACUGGUGGUGGUCAUCCUGCCUGGGAAGACGCCCGUCUAUGCUGAGGUGAAGCGUGUUGGUGACACGGUGCUGGGCAUGGCCACCCAGUGUGUCCAGGUGAAGAAUGUUCAGAAGACCACUCCCCAGACCCUCUCUAACCUCUGCCUGAAGAUCAACGUCAAGCUGGGCGGGGUCAACAACAUCCUCCUCCCACAGGGCAGGCCCCUGGUGUUCCAGCAGCCAGUCAUCUUCCUGGGUGCUGACGUCACUCACCCUCCUGCUGGAGACGGGAAGAAACCCUCCAUCGCAGCAGUGGUGGGGAGCAUGGAUGCCCACCCCAGCCGCUACUGUGCCACGGUGCGGGUACAGCAGCAUCGCCAGGACAUCAUCCAGGACCUGGCCACAAUGGUCAGAGAGCUGCUCAUCCAGUUCUACAAGUCCACCCGCUUCAAGCCCACCCGGAUCAUCUACUACCGCGACGGCAUAUCUGAGGGCCAGUUCAACCAGGUUAGACUUGAGGUGCUCCAACAUGAGUUACUGGCGAUCCGUGAGGCCUGCAUCAAGCUGGAGAAAGACUACCAGCCCGGUAUCACCUUCGUGGUGGUGCAGAAGAGACACCACACUCGACUGUUCUGCAUGGACAGAAACGAGAGGGUUGGUAAGAGUGGCAACAUCCCUGCCGGCACCACAGUGGACACCAAAAUCACUCACCCAUCGGAGUUUGACUUCUAUCUGUGUAGCCAUGCUGGCAUUCAGGGGACCAGCCGACCAUCCCACUACCACGUGCUGUGGGACGACAACCAUUUCACCUCAGACGAGCUGCAGGUACUGACCUACCAGCUGUGCCACACCUAUGUGCGCUGCACCCGCUCUGUGUCCAUCCCAGCACCGGCCUACUACGCCCACCUGGUGGCAUUCCGUGCCCGCUACCACCUGGUGGACAAAGAGCACGACAGUGCGGAGGGCAGUCACACGUCGGGACAGAGCAACGGGCGUGACCAGCAGGCCUUGGCCAAGGCAGUUCAGAUUCACCAGGACACACUGCGCACAAUGUACUUCGCCUGAAGCUCCAAGCCUGGGCACCGGGGUCGGCAGGGGUGAGACAGACCACACAGGGAAGAAGCCUUCACUCCUCCCACCUAACCCCCUUACUGUGUCAGGUGUGGGCAUCAGUGGGUUUGUGCCGUCUAUCGUCUCUCCUCACCAGUAAGGGGGCAUGUUAAGUGUCAUCCCAAACAAAUUGGAAUGGUUUCUUUUCCAAAAUGUCCACAAUUGUUUUCAAACCCACACAUGCAAAACCACUUUCUUCCCCUCUCCCUGGCCUUACCCUGGUCAUUAUUAGGCAGUAGUAUGUAAAAUGAUUCCUCAGAAAUAGUUUGUGGUGGGGUGGACUCGUUUAUUUGACAUGUUGUACAUUUUGUUUGUAUUUGUAAAUUAGUAGUUUACAGAGUUUGAGCAAAGGAAAAACUUUUAUUAGGAAAUACUUCUAUCAAAAACUAGAGGGCAGUAUCCUCACACUUUGAUUGUUUAGAAUCUAGACACAAGGUCACACUAAACCGUUUUCUCCAUAUUUUUUUUUAUAGGGUUAAAGGGAGGUGGGCAUAUCGAAGAUAAGGGCCCAAUGGAAGGUUUAUAAUCAUUCUUUUGCUUCACAACUUUAUUUAUCAGCCAAUCAAAGCAAAGUGCACUGACCAGAUGGAUACUUUGACCAGGACACAAAUACUUAACAUGUUGUCUUUUCAUUUGUAUGUACAGCUAUGAAUUGAACAGGCCUGUGUACAGUACCAGUUGCAGAGUAUUUGUCCAUCAACACUGGUGACCAACACAUGUUUUUAUGCUGCAUCUGAUGACAGCAAGCAUUAGAUUUUCAUUAGAUUUUGAAACUGUUAACACUUAUUUUUAAUCAAGACCUAUACAAAUUAGUAAUAUGAAAUCUAAACUGUCGGCAAUUGUCGCUCUCUUGCCUUUUUUACUUGGACUGAGUCGUUUUGUCAAUCUAUGGUCAGUGUUGCAAGAGAAACUUACUAAUAGAAUGGGACUGGUUCCCAACAGACACCUUUUUAUGUUCUCUGAGCCUUGUUACAUGUUAAGACAUCUACAUUAGGGGGGAGGUCAAGUCUCUUCAAAUUACAUUUUUGUAUCCCCUUAUUUUCAUGUUGUCUUUCUAAAAAAAAUAAUUUAAAAAAAUAUGAAUUUGUGUGUAGAUGACUCACACAGUCGAUUUGGAUAUGUUAACCCUAUCUGUAGUUUUGAUCUUUUUAAAAUGGUUUCAAUCAUGGUUUUCUCCCUGCUGGGGGGCAAGUCGUGUUGCUGGCAUCUUUAGUACAGGCGUUGAUGUAUGAAUCGGUACAGUAGAGUGAGCCUAUGCUCCAAGUGUCACACAGCUUAGGGACUGAAGAAUGAGGUGGGGUUCUAUUGGGUGGAAAAGGAUUCCGGAGAUGGAUAUGUUCUCUUCAUUAUUGCUCAGCAAAACAGGGGGGCAAUUAUUCGUAGUCAAGCAAAGGUUUUGUUUUUUAAUUGUGGUUCUUUGUAGCAUAGCCUUGAGGGACAUAUGGUAUAUUUUGAAUAAGCUUUUAGAAGAGGUUAUUAAAAUUAUAAUAGAAUAAUUUUUUUAUUGGCCCAUAUGUAGUUGAAUUAAAUUAAGUCAAAUUGGCUUUAUUUGUAUACGCAGAACUUUCAUGCAAAAAAAAUGUAAUGCCUUCCAAAACUGAAAUUAUACUGAUCUUUAUUAUAUUUAUUUUUAUUCCCUUUUCUGUUCUCCUGAAUAAUUCGAUUUUAGCAGGGAAUUCUUCAUGUAGCCUAGAUGGGCUGGCUUUUAUCCCUCUUUUCUAACUAUGCAUUGUUUUUAAACAAGACAUUUUUAGCAGUGAUGUUUCUCAAAUAUGAAUUUAGGGUAUUUGUAGUAAAAAAAAAAAAUUUUUUUUUUUUUUGCUUGGUGCAUUUAAUAGCGUUUGUAGUGCUUCUUCCCUAUACCUUUGUAAUGGUAUGGGGGAUUGUAUUUAAUUUGUAUUGUAUGUUUGCUAGCACAAAUUCGGUAUAUACUUCGUUUUACAAUCUUUCUUCUUAGCCAAACAAGAUUACACAUUUUGUACAUUGACGCACAAAAGGACAGCUUAAUUACAGGUGCUAGACGUUUUUUCUCCUUCACUGUAAUGUCACCUUAAAUCCACGAGGGACUUCACUUGCCGUAAGUAUGGUAAUAGAUUAAGCUUUUUUGAACAACUUUUUUUUCUUUCUCCCUUAACGAUAUUCAUUACUUUAAUUUCUAAUUCCCUGUAAAGUAAUCCAAAAUCUGACUGUUUGUUGGGCAUUCUUAGAAAUCAAGUACUUGAUAUUUACUGUUAUGUCAAUAUUAUUAUUUGGUGCUGGUCUUGCGACUUGUAAAUUUGGAUGCACUUUUCAUAGAAGUGAACUUGGUAUGAAUUCCAUUGAUUGGUUGAUCCAAGCAGGAAACUCGAACGUACAUUAUGAGUCUGGUGCAAUUGUGUUGAAAUGGCUGUGUGUUCUACCUCUUGUUACCUGUUCAAGUGUUAUGGUAACGUCACACUGCUGGUCAUUUCUUCAUAAUUACACAGGAUAUUAUAUCUGGUAGGCAUCAUUUGAAUCUUACAUUGUCACGAAAUGGAAUGAUUUUGAACGUUUGUCAUGUGACAGUCGGUGAACCUGCGUUCUGUAAUCAUAGUUCUUGUGCACGAUCCUAAAGCUGUUUAAAAAAAAAAAGUGGUUAGAGCGCUACAUGAUCUUUAGUGUUGAGCUGAAAUUAUGUUGGUCCAACCAAGCUUUUGACUUGGCCUUUUUUUUCCUAUGCGCCCAUGGAACAGCAUUCAUUUAGCCAACCAAUGCAAAACCAACCAAUGCAAAACAUAAAAAAAUAUAUCACAAUAUAUAUAUCCUUGCAUAUCCUUGGAGAUGGAUGAUAUGUUACCUAACUGACUGCUGUGAAACAUGUUGGUCAAGCCACGCUAAUAACAAUUAUAGCUGCUCACCCACAAUUUGACGAUUUACUAUUGUAGCCUAUGUCAUGUUUUUUAAACUAUUAGCUUGAUACUGAAUAUGCAACAUGUACUGCUGUGUUCCCAUAGAUACACAUGGGGUACAUGGAAAGGCAUCUCCCAUGUUGCUUUAAUUGGGUUCAUUGAAUGUAGCUGUUCAAUGAAAUAGUGACAUUUUUGUUUUGGAAUGCAUCGUCUAAGCUCUGCCUCAUGUUUAUUCAGGUUAUUGUUUGCUACAGUCAAUCGUACAGAGGGCAGAAACAUGUAGUCAAGUGGACUUGAUGUUAUUGAUAACUUGAGUUUGUUUUUUGCUAUGGAAACUAUGAUACAAGAUGUGUGCUUGUCCAUUGAAAUGUGAAUAUUUCCCUUUCAAUGUGGGUAAUGUUCAAUGUUUCAUACUACCAUUUUUCAUCGGUUUUCCCAACCUGUAGUCUGCCCCACCCUUUGUUCAUCCUAAACUUGUUUCUUGGGAGAUGUGGUCUUGUUUUUACUGCUUAUACGUGUUUUAAGUUACCUAUUUAUACACAGCACCUUAGAUUAUAUCGGACCUGUACAGCAUUGCUUUUCCUGAAAAUAUCCAAAACAUUUAAUAAUGUUCUUUUUUGCACUAAAAUAAAAAAAUACUUUUGGA